AUGUCCCCCUUCAAUACUGGCGAGUCUGCUGCACAGCUCCGCGCGGUGUUGGCACUCCUCGCCACCGCGGUGGAGAAUCUCGCGUGUGAAUGGGAAUCGUCGCCUUCAGGGAAUGGAGUUGUCGAUGCCAAUAUCGAGACUGCUGUCCCCGAUACCAGCACCGUAUCGCAUGCCGAGCACGACGCCGUCAAGACCAUCCUCGCCGCGCUGGGCUCGAUAGAGAGCCUCGUGCUCGACCCGCACACGCGCCUGCUCAACCUAUCCAUGUCGUACCUCAUCGCGCGAGCGUUGCAUGUCGUCGCGGAUCAUCGCGUGGCCGAGUUGCUCACCCUGAACCACAACAAGCCCGAGGCCCGGGGAGUCAGCGCCGAAGACCUCGCGAGGACGACCGGCCUUGAGCAAGGGAAGUUAUGCCGAGUCAUGCGAACAUUGACGUCGCACCAUGUCUUUGAAGAGGUCGAGGAUGGUCGGUUCGCCAACAACCGCAUCUCCCACGCACUUGUUGGAGACGCGGCGUUUCAAGCAAAUAUCCUCCUCAAGGGCCAGCUCCAGUACGCCGCCAGCGAGUGUCUGCCGCAAGUUCUGGCGAACCCUGCUACUCGGAAUAGCUACGACCCGCGGAAAACGGCGUUUCAGCAGGCCGUCGGCACGAAACUGUCCCUGUUCGACUGGAUGAACGAAACGGUGCUUGAGUCGGAGGUGGAUUGGCGGCCACGGAGUCGGCAGAGGCAUCCCCUUGAAGGCGACGAGGAGGGACAGGGGGACGGUGAUGGACAGGACGGACCAUCCAGACCGCACUUAUCCGGCCAGAAGACGGUGCCCCGGCCGGAAAAGAAUCUCUUCAACCUCGCAAUCAGCGGCCAGGUCAGAGGCACUGAAAAGUAUUGCGUGUUGGACUUCCCCUGGGAGGAUCUGCCGAAUGGCGCGACGGUCGUGGAUGUUGGUGGCGGGAUUGGUUCAUUCUGCAUGCAACUCCAUGCGCACCACGCUCAUCUCAACCUCGUCGUCCAAGACAAGCCACAUGUGAUUCAGCAAGGCCUGGCGCUGUGGAAAACCAAACAUCACUCUGCGCUUGUCGAAGGGAGAGUCCACCUAACGCCGCAUGACUUUUUUAAGAAGAACCCCGUGGUGGGCGCCGAGAUCUACUGGUUGCGAUAUAUCAUCCACGACUGGGCCGAUGACGACGCAAUCGCGAUCCUCUCGCGAGUGGCCGACUCCAUGACUCCAACCUCUCGUGUGUUGAUUGCCGAGACGCUGAUGCGCACCACGGUCCCCGCGGACAAAUUCAGGUCAGCGGCGACCCCGUUGCUGGCUAAUUACGGCGUGGCCAUGGCGCCCGCGCACAUGAUGGACCUGAACAUGAUGAUGAUGACGAACGGGCGGGAGAGGACGCCGGCCGAAUUUGACAGGAUCGUGCAGGCGGCUGGGAUGGUGGUGGACAGGGUUUGGGAUUGUCGCGGGCCCUUGAGUAUUGUUGACUGUCGUCUGGCUUGA
Fonsecaea pedrosoi CBS 271.37 is the source of this 1494-nucleotide messenger RNA. RefSeq lists its product as uncharacterized. The record is from RefSeq and is a predicted model, not a curated record. Bases 1 to 1494 code for a protein of 497 amino acids. Gene Ontology annotation, molecular function: O-methyltransferase activity. NCBI's taxonomy places the organism in Eukaryota, Fungi, Ascomycota, Eurotiomycetes, Chaetothyriales, Herpotrichiellaceae. The transcript is spliced from 5 exons.